UUUUCCUUCUUGGACAUCUGUGGCGGAGCUUCCAGUAGUAGUGAGGGAGAGAGGGGUCCCGGCGCAGUCUCCUCACACUUGUACUCUGCACAGGGACAGGCUCCGAGCAGCAGCGAUCCUCUGCUCCGUUCAUUUAGGUGGUAACGACUGAUUGAUGCACUGCUGACGAUAUAAAGGGCUAAACAUGAAGAUAGGGCUGUCACUAGCCACAGCUGCCUUAUUUGCAGCUUUGCUCUCCUCCAUAGAUGCUCAAGUGGAACCCCCAUCAAACAUGAAAUUUAAAAUUCUAAAUGAGAACACAGUGGAAAUGACAUGGAAAAGACCCUCAUCCACAAUAGAGGGCUUUAGAAUACAAGUCGUAUCAGAUGCAGAUGAGCCAGUCCGAGAUUUUAACCUUGAUGCAGAUACCACUAUAACCUCCCUUACAAACCUGACCCCUGAUUUGGAUUACUCAGUGUCCAUAAACUCCUUUUAUGGGUCAGAAGAAAGCAUACCAAUCUUUGGCCAAGUCACCAUCCAGUCCAGUAACACCAGUGAUCGUGCCAAAAAGCCACAGACUGAUGCCUUGAAGUGCUCUGUCAGUGCCAUAGCGGACUUAGUGUUUUUGGUGGAUGGUUCCUGGAGUGUGGGUAGGGAGAACUUUCAGCACAUUCGUAGUUUUAUUGGAGCCCUGGCUGGAGCUUUUGACAUCGGAGCAGACAAGACACGCGUCGCUGUGGUCCAGUACAGCACAGACACCCGCACAGAGUUCACCCUGACUCAGUACACCAGAAGAGGGGAUUUGCUCCAAGCCAUAAGCUCCCUACCAUACAAGGGGGGAAACACAAUGACAGGUGAGGCCAUUGAAUACCUGCUCAACAACAUUUUCACUGAGGCAGCUGGAUCGCGAGAUAGCUUCCCUAAAGUAGCCAUGAUCAUAACCGACGGAAAGUCCCAGGACCCAGUGGAGGAGCAUGCUAGAAGACUUAGGAACAUUGGAGUGGAAAUAUUUGUCCUAGGCAUCAAAGGAGCAGAUGAGGAUGAGCUGAGGGAAAUGGCUUCCACACCUCACAAUAAACAUGUGUACAAUGUGCCGAACUUCAACCAGAUCCAAGACGUGCAGAAGAAAAUCAUCUCUGAGGUGUGCUCUGGAGUGGAUGAGCAGCUCACCGCUCUGGUCAGUGGAGAAGAACUUGUUGAGCCACCCACCAACCUGCUGGUGACAGAAAUUGCAUCCAAAUCGAUGCGAGUGACCUGGGAGGCAUCUCCAGGUGACAUAACAGGAUACAAGCUCACCCUGAUCCCCAUGGUGCCGGGGAUGAAGCGGCAGGAGCUGUACAUCAGCCACACACAGACAUCCAUCAAUGUGCGCGACCUCUCCCCCGAGACCGAUUAUGAGGUCAGCCUGUUUGCCCUCAAAGGUCUGACCCCCAGCGAACCCGUCAUCGCUAUGGAGAAGACUCAGCCUGUCAAAGUAUCAACCGAAUGUUCUCUUGGAGUGGAUGUCCAGGCUGACGUUGUCCUCCUCGUUGAUGGCUCGUACAGUAUUGGAUUACAAAACUUUGCCAAAGUUCGUGCCUUUUUGGAGGUUCUUGUCACGUCUUUUGACAUUGGACCAAGCAAAGUGCAGAUCAGCUUGGUGCAGUACAGUCGCGACCCUCACACUGAAUUUGCCCUCAACACUCACCAUGACCUCAGCGCUGUUGUAAAAGCUGUGCGCACCUUCCCUUACCGCGGAGGCUCCACCAACACUGGCAGAGCCAUGACCUAUGUCAGAGAGAAGAUCUUUGUCUCCUCCCGCGGAGCCAGGUCAAACGUUCCGCGCGUCAUGGUGCUGAUCACGGACGGAAAGUCUUCGGAUUCUUUUAAGGAUGCUGCCACCAAACUGAGGAAUACUGAUGUGGAAAUUUUUGCCGUGGGUGUUAAGGAUGCUGUUCGAUCCGAGCUGGAAGCCAUUGCAAAUCCCCCAUCGGACACUCAUGUCUACGAAGUGGAGGACUUUGAUGCUUUCCAGAGGAUUUCCAAAGAGCUGACUCAAUCCAUCUGUCUGCGUAUUGAACAGGAGCUGCUCAACAUCAUCAAGAAGAGUCUCCUCCCACCCACUGACUUGCAGUUCUCUGAAAUCACCUCCAGAAGUUUCCGUACCACCUGGAUAGCCCCGACAACCAACGUACUGUCCUACCUGCUGCGCUUCCGUAAGGCUGAAGACGUGACUGGGGACUAUGUUUCUAUGGCAGUGCCCAGUGGGACCACCUCGGCCGUUCUGCCCCAUCUUACUCCAGUCACUACUUAUGAAGUUCUAGUGUUUGCUCAGUAUGAAAAAGGAGACAGUAUUCCUUUGUCUGGAGAAGAAACAACAUUAGAAGAGCAAGGUACUGUUAGAAAUAUUCAAAUCACGGAAGAGACAACCAACAGUUUUAGGGUGUCCUGGGAGGCGGCCCCUGGUCCAGUCAUUAGGUACCGUAUUGCUUAUGUGCCAGUCAGAGGGGACUAUGCCUUGCAAAAUGCCCAAACCAGUGGACCAGAAACUACUAUUGUUCUCCAAGGACUAUUCCCUGCUACUACAUACCGCGUGGCUGUAGCUGCUGAGUAUGCUGGAGGUGUGGGAGAAGAAGUGAAGGAGCAGGGCACAACCAAAGAAGUGAGAGGUUCCCCUCGAAACCUGCGUGUGUUUGAUGAAACUAUAAAUACUAUGAAAGUGGCUUGGGAGGCAGCCCCCGGAAAUGUCCUUCAAUACCAGAUCGCGUACAAACCAGCCGAAGGUGGUGACAGGAGCGAAAUAUCUGUGAAAGGAGACACUACCCAGGCCAUGCUAAGGGACCUCACGCCCUCCACUGAGUACGAGCUGUUUGUUACGGCUGUUUACGCUUCAGGAGCUGGGGAUCCUCUACUGGGCACGGGAACCACCUUGGAAGAACUUGGCUCGCCCAGAGACUUGGUGACUUCUGACGUCACAGACACCAGUUUUGCCGUGUCGUGGUCCGCAGCUCCGGGUAGAGUCCGACUGUACCGGGUCACGUGGAAGUCCCUGUAUUCAGAGGAGAGCGGAGAGAAGUCAAUCCAAGGAAGCCUCACUGAGACUGUUCUGCAAGGACUGACUCCAGAGACACGCUACCAAGUCUCUGUCUACGCCGCAUAUGGGCAUGGAGAGGGCCAGCCACUAGUGGGAGAGGAGACCACAGACAUCUCAGCCAAUGCCCGAACCAUAGUUGUGUCAGAGGAGACAGAGAAAAGCAUGAAGGUGACAUGGCAACCUGCACCUGGGAAUGUGCUCAACUACCGCGUUACCUAUAAACCCAAGGCCGGAGGACGCCAGCUGGCAGCCAAAGCUCCUGGUGGCACAACCUCCACUGUACUCCGACGCCUCACCCCCCUCACCACCUACGAAAUACAAGUGAUCCCAGUCUACCGAUCUGGGGAGGGCAAAACAAGGCAGGGCGAAGGAACCACAUUGUCACCUUACAAAGGCCCCAGAAAUCUUCAGACAUCAGAACCAACCAGGACCAGUUUCCGUGUAACCUGGGACCAUGCCCCAGGAGAUGUAAAAGGUUAUAAAGUCACUUUCCAUCCGCAGGGAGAGGACAUUAACUUGGGUGAACUGAUGGUUGGGCCCUAUGACAACACAGUAGUGCUAGAGGAGUUGAGAGGUGAUACUACCUACACAGUGAAUGUAUUUGGCAUGUUUGAAGGAGGAGAGAGCAUGCCUUUAGCUGGAAAGGAAACAACCACAAUGUCUGAUGGACCAGAGCCUCCUCCAUACUCAGGAGAUGUUCAGUGCAGGACCACAGCACAGGCUGACAUUGUGCUGUUAGUGGAUGGGUCCUGGAGUAUUGGACGUCUCAACUUCAAGACCAUUCGUGCCUUCAUUGCUCGUGCAGUGGGAGUGUUCGACAUUGGCCCUGACAGAGUCCAGAUUGGUCUUGCCCAGUACAGCGGUGACCCCAAAACUGAGUGGCAUCUGGAUGCACACAGGACCCGCGAGUCACUCUUGGAGGCUGUGGCUAACCUUCCCUAUAAAGGAGGCAACACCUUAACUGGUUUGGCCCUGAACUACAUUCUGCAGAACAAUUUCAAGGAGAAUGUUGGGAUGAGACCGAAUGCAAGAAAGAUUGGAGUGUUGAUCACUGACGGCAAGUCCCAAGACGAUGUCAUUGUCAACUCUCAAAACCUGCGAGAUAAUGGAAUAGAGCUCUACGCUAUUGGUGUGAAGAAUGCUGAUGAGAAUGAACUGAGGUCCAUUGCCACUGACCCAGAUGAGAUUCACAUGUACAAUGUGGCUGACUUCUCCUUCCUGUUGGACAUUGUGGACAGCCUCACAGAAAACCUCUGUAACAGUGUCAAGGGACCAGGAGGCCCACCUGAUGCCCCCACUGACCUGGUGACCUCAGAGGUGACCCACCAGUCGUUCCGUGCCUCUUGGACUGGUCCAGAGGGUCCAGUGGAGAAGUACCGUGUGGAAUACAUGACACUGUCUGGUCGCCCUCAACAAGUGUUUGUGGAUGGCACUGAGACCACAGUGGUACUACAGGGCCUUAACCCUUUGACAGAGUACCUGGUGAAUGUCUAUGCCAUUGUGGGAGAGGAGAGCAGUGACCCUCUGAAAGGAACUGAAACCACAUUGUCCCUGCCUGCUGUGAGAAACAUGAACAUUUAUGAUGAGCAGACCACCACCAUGCGUGUGCGAUGGGAGGAGGCUGAGGGAGCCACUGGCUAUAUGCUGCUGUACAGUGCCAUCAAUGCUACAAGGCCCACCACGGAGCUGGAGAUGAGAGUCGGAGGGGAAAUGACAGAUGUCCAGCUGGAGCGAUUGCUCCCCAACACAGCCUAUACUCUGUCCCUGUUUGCUCUGCAUGGGGAAGCAGCCAGCGAACCUCUGACCCAGCAAGGAGUGACCUUGCCUCUGCCUCUUGCGGGAGAGCUGAAGGUUCGGGACAUUACCCACAGCACGAUGAGGCUGAUCUGGGAUGCUGCCCCUGGUCCUGUCCGCAGAUACAUGAUCACAUACAAACCUGAAGAGGGAGAUCCUAAGGAACUUGAAGUUGAUGGAAGUGUGACUACCAAAGUAUUAGAAAAUCUGAUGUCUCAGACUGAAUAUGCCCUGUCUGUAACUCCAGUUUAUGAUGAGGGUAUGAGUCCGUCGAUGCCAGGAGUGGGUAUUACAGAACCUGUUCCUGCACCAAAGAACCUGCGUUUCUCAGAAGUCACUCAGACCAGCUUCAGGGCGACCUGGGAGCAUGGAGCCCCAGAUGUGGCUUUGUAUCGUAUUGGAUGGACAAAGAAGGGAGACUCCAACCUCCAAUAUGCAAUUCUUAACAACGAUGAAACCACCCAUGUUCUGGAGAACCUAGAGCCAGACACUCCUUAUGAUGUGUCUGUUACAGCCAUCUACCCUGAUGAGUCCGAGAGCGAGGAUCUGCUGGGCACUGAGAGAACAUUGCGCAGAGGCGCUGUCCCAUCCCCAAAUGCACCACCGACAAACUUAGUGGUAUUCAAUGAGACAACCACCAGUCUGAAUGCUCGGUGGAACCCAGCUGCCGGCCGCGUUCAGAACUACAGGAUCACCUUUGUCCCCACAUCUGGAGGCAGAAGUCAGACAACCCAAGUUGGAGGGAAGAAGACUACUGUGCUGCUUCCGAAGCUCACCCCUGACACAGAGUACGCCAUCACUGUGGUGGCAGUCUAUGCCAAAGGAGUGAGUGGAGAACUCAAUGGCCUUGGCAGGACCAAACCUUUGGGUGGAGUCAGGAAUCUACGUGUCACUGAUCCCACCACCAGCACUCUGAAUGUCCAAUGGGAGGCAGCUGAGGGUCCCGUGCGCCAGUAUAGGGUCUUCUAUGUCCCUGAAGCUGGAGGAGAUGAAGAAAUGGUUCAGGUGUCUGGCAGCACAUACAGCACUGUCUUAAAAAAUUUGCAGCAAGAUACUGUCUACAAAGUGACGGUGGCCCCUGUCUACUCUGCCGGAGAGGGCCAGCGCAUGUCUGAGAACGGCAAAACAUUGGCACGCGGCCCAGUCAGGAACAUCCAGGUUUUCAACCCCACCACCAACACUCUGAAUGUGCGCUGGGAGGCAGCUACAGGCCCAGUGCUACAGUACAGGGUGGUCUACUCCCCUGUGACUGGUGCCAGGCCAGCUGAGUCUAUUGUAGUACCAGGGACCACCACUACCACUUUGCUGCAGCAGCUGAUCCCUGACACCGACUACAACGUGGGCGUGGUUGCCCUCUAUGCGGAUGGAGAGGGACCUGCAGUUAGUGAUGCUGGAAAGACACUUCCCCGAAGUGGUCCCAGGAACUUGCAAGUGUAUGACCCCACCACCAGCUCUCUGUCUGUGACCUGGGAACACGCUCAAGGUCCUGUCAUGGAGUACCGCAUCACAUAUGCCCAGAAAACAGGAGAUCCUAUUGAGGAGUUUACUACCGUACCAGGAAAUAGGAACAGUGUUGUGCUUCAAAACUUAGAUCCUGAUACUCCUUAUAACAUUAAAGUGACUGCAAUCUACGCUGAUGGACCAGGAGGAGAGCUGGAAGGAGAUGGACGCACAGUGGGCAUGCUCGGCCCAAGGAACCUGCGUGUUUCUGAUGAGUGGUACACGCGGUUUAGGGUGUCCUGGGAUCCUGCUCCUUCCAGAGUGACUGGAUACAAACUUAUCUACCAGCCUGAGGGUUCUGAUGAGUCCCAGGAGGUAUUUGUUGGAGACGUGACAACCCACCAACUGCACAAUCUCCAACCAGGAACCACCUAUGACCUCAAAGUGCUGGCACAGUACAGCACAGGGAUUAGUGAGCCUUUGGUAGGACAGGGCACAACAUUGUACCUGAAUGUAACCGACUUGACCACCUACAAUGUUGGGUAUGAUUCUUUCUGCCUUCGUUGGGCUCCACACCGCGCAGCUACCUCAUACAGGCUUAAAGUUAACCCAUUUGACACUUCUAAAUCUGGUGCCCAAGAGAUCACAGUCAGAGGCUCAGAAAGCACACACUGUUUUGAUGGGCUGACUCCUGACACUCUGUACAAUGCUACAGUUUACACUCAGACCCCUAACUUGGAGGGCCCGGGAGUCAGCGUCAAGGAGAGGACAUUGGUGAAGCCAACUGAGAUGCCCACAGAACCCCCUCCCCCGCCGACCCCUGCGACUGUCCCACCUGCUCUGGAUGUUUGCAAGGGUGCUAAGGCAGACCUUGUGUUCCUUAUUGAUGGCUCUUGGAGUAUUGGAGAUGAGAGCUUUGCCAAAGUGAUCCAGUUUGUAACAAGCAUGACAGGAGCAUUUGAGGAGAUUAGUCCUAAAGGCAUGCAGGUUUCAUUUGUGCAGUACAGCGACGAUGCCAAGACAGAGUUCAAACUAAACACAUAUCAUGAUAAGGGCAUAGUGCUGUCAGCUUUGCAGAAUGUGCGCUACAGAGGAGGGAAUACCAAAACUGGUGUUGCUCUGAAGCAUGUCUAUGAAAAGGUCUUCACCUCUGACAGUGGCAUGAGGAGAAAUGUGCCUAAGGUGCUGGUGGUGGUCACAGAUGGAAGAUCACAGGAUGAGGUCAAAAAGAGUGCUGAGAAACUGCAGCAUUCUGGCUACAGUGUGUUUGUGGUGGGUGUGGCUGAUGUGGACAUGUCUGAGCUGAGACAAAUUGGCAGCAAACCAAGUGAAAGACACGUGUUUGUGGUCGACGAUUAUGAUGCUUUUGCAAAGAUCCAGGAUAACCUGAUUACCUUCAUUUGUGAAACAGCCACUUCCACUUGCCCUCUGAUUUACAUCAAUGGCUUCACCACACCUGGCUUCAGGAUGCUGGAGGCUUUCAACAUCACCGACCGCACAUUUGCUGGAAUGAAUGGCGUGUCGAUGGAGCCUGGUUCCUUUAACAGCUACAUCGCAUACCGGCUUCACAAAGAUUCCUUCCUAAACCAGCCCACCAAGGAGAUCCAUCCGGAGGGUCUUCCCCCAGCUUACACCAUCAUCCUCCUCUUCCGGCUGCUCCCUGACACUGGAUCCGAGCCGUUUGACAUCUGGCAGAUUUCUGACAAGAACAACAACCCGGAGGUCGGCCUCACUGUCAACCCUUCAAGCAAAACAAUCUCAUUCUACAACAAGGACACCCGAGGAGAAAUUCAGAAAGCCGUUUUCAAUGAGGACCAAGUUAAGAGGGUCUUCCAUGGCAGUUUCCAUAAGCUCCACAUCACUGUCUCUCCGGAGAAAGUCAAGUUGAAUGUGGACUGCCAAGCGGUGGCAGAGAAGCCCAUCAAGGAGGCCAACAACAUCACUCUGGAAGGCUAUGAAGUGCUUGGCAAACUGGUCAAGUCUGGAGGAGGAAAGAGGCAGUCAGCAACAUUCCAGCUCCAGAUGUUUGACAUUGUCUGCAGCCUGAGUUGGAUCAGCCGAGACAAAUGCUGCGAUCUGCCAGCCACAAGAGAUGAGGCCAAGUGUCCAUCCCUGCCCCACUCCUGCACAUGCACACAAGACAGCAUUGGCCCACAAGGGCCUCCUGGACCAUCGGGAAGCCCAGGUACAAAGGGACCACGGGGAGAUAGAGGAGACUCAGGUCCUCCGGGUCCUAUGGGUCCACGAGGUGAACAAGGACUUCCAGGCACAAUGGGACCACCUGGCCCACAAGGGCCAAACGGACUGUCUCUACCUGGUGAACCAGGACGACAAGGACCAAAGGGAGAUCCAGGAGCCCCAGGCCUGCCUGGUCUUCAAGGGCCUCCAGGGCCACGGGGUCCUCUAGGCCCAGUUGGACCGAGCGGCGCACGGGGCCCACCAGGAAAGGAGGGACAGUCUGGCCCCCGAGGUCCUCCCGGGCCCAUGGGAAACCCUGGAAACCCUGGUGUACCUGGAAUUACUGGAAAACCUGGAAAACCUGGAGACCCAGGAAGUCCAGGCCCUGCUGGUAUUAAAGGAGAAAAAGGAGAGAGGGGAGACUUUGCUUCUCAAAACAUGAUGCGAUCAAUUGCCAGACAAGUUUGUGAGCAGCUUGUCAAUAGUCAGAUGAGCCGUAUUGACCACUUGAUCAACCAGAUCCCCUCUGGAUACAACAGCCGCACAGCCGGACCACCAGGUCCUCCGGGUCCUCCCGGGGACCAAGGGAAUAGAGGCGAGCCAGGACAGCCUGGGAGACCAGGUUUUCCAGGAAGUCCAGGUUUACCUGGAAACCAGGGUGAAAGAGGUUUGCCAGGAGAGAAGGGAGAGAGAGGUUCUCCAGGAACUGGCAUGCGAGGACAAAGAGGCGCUAAUGGGCCACCAGGUCCACCAGGCGAGUCCAGGACGGGAUCCCCAGGUUCUCCUGGCUCUUCUGGAGCUCGUGGUCCUCCGGGUCGGCAAGGUACUCCCGGAGUGAGGGGACCACCCGGACCACCUGGAUACUGCGACUCUUCCCAGUGUGUUGGCAUUCCUUACAAUGGACAAGGAUAUACAGCUACCCGCUUCCAGCCUGCACCUGACGUAGUGCCUUUACCUGUGGAGCCCGAGGCAGAGUUUGAGACAAUAGAUUCAUCUGAUUUCUCACAAAGGAGAAAGAGAUCGCUACACCGGGGUAAUGCAAAGAGAUCAUAGCUUUUUUGGUCCAAGUUCUCAAAGGGAAAUAUGUAAAAAAGUGUUGAAGAAACAAUCUAGUACUUAUGGGUUUGAUACCCCUGGCUAUGUUGAACAUAUAUAUAUUUUUUGACAUGAGAAAGUUACAUACCAAACUGCAACCUGUGUGUCUCUGUGUUCAUAUAUGUGUCAGCUUGUAAUAUAAAAGCAAUUGUUCAUUCGACUUCAUCCUGUGCUGCACUAAACCAGCUAAAAGUAUGCUAUAGUACCGAGUGUAUGUUUAUGGACAUUUUCAAAUAUUCCAUCCCCAAAAGACAAUUUUUUAAAGAUUUUCUGAAUGUUUUCUACGGUCAGUAAUGACAUUUGUUCAUGCAUUUUCUCUUGCCAACAUGGGCUUGCAUGUGUAUAUUUACUGAGGAUUUCCAAGUCCAAAUGUAAUUGUUGUUUUUUGCCGUGCAGUACGAUUUGGUUUGCGACACUAUCCAAUAGCUGUUCUAAUGUUUUGACUGCACAUUUUGUGAAUUCCACACAGCCUUAUUUUCUUAUUUAUUUCAGAAACAGAGAGGCAUUUUUCAAUAAAACUACUGAAAAACUACAAAA
This is a messenger RNA of Periophthalmus magnuspinnatus, 10096 nucleotides long. It is a transcript of the gene col12a1a, whose product is annotated as collagen, type XII, alpha 1a. NCBI's taxonomy places the organism in Eukaryota, Metazoa, Chordata, Actinopteri, Gobiiformes, Gobiidae. Gene Ontology annotation, molecular function: protein binding. Bases 185 to 9517 code for a protein of 3110 amino acids. The record is from RefSeq and is a predicted model, not a curated record. The transcript has 66 exons.